AUGGAUACUGAAAAAUAAUCUCAACAAUAACAAGAGUCACUAUUAACUAAUUGUAAAUAAUAUAUAGGAAGAAGAAUAGAAUGCUAAUAACAAUAUGCAACUAUAUUAUAUAGUGGCCCUUUAAUACAUGAAGGGAAACCUUAAAACAGUGAUAAAUAAUUAUGGUUUGGGGUUUAAUGGGAUGACGAAACAAGAGGUAAACAUAAUGGUUUAGUUUCUAAUAUCUAAUAUUUUUAAACUUAGGAUAAUAAAAACUCAGGUAGCUUAUUAAAAUACGAAAAAGUUAAUCUUGGAAUAAGCAUUUUAGAUGGAGUUUUGAUAAAAUACUUUAAAAAAAGUAUAUAAUAAAUUUUUAAUAAUUCCGAAAAUAAUAAUAAAACUAAAUAAGAAAAAGAAAAUGAUUAAAAAAAUAAUUUAAAUAUUGAAAACAUAAUUAAAAAACAAAUCUAAGUCGAAUUUGACUAAGAUGCCUAUUUCGAGACUUUCAAAAAACAUAAAAAGAUGGUCGAAUUUUAUGGUUUUGAUAAAAUUUGGGAAAGACUAAGUAAAAUAGCAGAGUUAAAAGAGAUUUCUUUACAAGAAGUGAGCAUUUCUGAUUUAGAAAGGGAAAAUUACUUAAAUACUCUUUUAAAAAACAUAGAGACUUUAUCCUUAGAAAAGAAUUUGCUUUAUGAUUGGAAUUAAAUAUAUUAAAUAGGAAACGAGUUAAAAAAUUUAAAAAGCUUAUCGAUUUCAAGCAAUUAUUUAAGUGAACCUUAAGAUUUAUAAAAAAAUGAAGUUUAGAAUAUUAUUUAUAUUAAUAAUAAUAGUAUUUUAGAUAAAAGUCCUAUUGGGAUUUUUAAUAAUUUAAAGACUUUAAUAGUUAUUGAUUGUAGGUUAAAUUGGAAGUUAAUUUGUAAAGUUUUACCUGCUUUUUAAAAUUUGGAAGAACUAUAUUUAUGUAAAAAUGAUAUGAGAGAUUUCUAAAAUAUAAGAUUAGGAAAUAACGAAAAUGAAAACUUAAAAAAUUUGAAAUUUUUGAAUUUGGAAAAUACAGAAAUCGAAGAUUUAGAAGGUUUAAAGGAGAAAAUUCUCUAUAAAUUAUAGAAUUUAUAAAAGAUUAUUUUAAAUAAAAAUAAAAUUAAAUUAAUAGGAAAACUUCAAUAUCCAAUAUAAAAUAUUACACAUAUUUCUUUAGAAUAAAAUUUAGUGGAAAAUCCAAUUAUUUUAACUGAACUUUCUUAGUUUUAAAACUUAUAAUAUUUAAAUGUUAAGCAUAACCCUAUUUCAGAAAAAUAUGGAUCUUCCUAUAUUAGAUAGAGAGCAGUAGCUGAAAAUUAGAAUCUUUAAAUUAUUAAUGGCUGUAUUUUAAAAAAAUAUGAAAGAAAAGAUUAUGAAAUUUUUUAUUUGAGAAAAACAUUCGAUGAUUUCUUCAAAUUAUUCGAUUAAGUCUAUUAUAAAUAUGACUAUGAAAAAUUCCUUGAAUGGUCAAGAAAAGAGCAUCCUAAUCAUGAAAUAUUACUUAAAAAAUAUGGAAAUCCUUAUGAAAUUUAAGCUAAUGAACCCUAAAAUAUUACUGAAGAUUAAGGGCCAAAAAAUAUAAUGAUUUCCCUUAAAAUUAUGGCUGCGGCAGGGCCUUAAUUAGGAAAACCAGAAAAAGUUAAAAAAUUCCCUGAAAAUACUUCUGUUUUGAGUAUUAAGAAUGUACUUUCAAAACUCUAUGGAAUACAAAGUGAUGAAAUGAUUAUUUAUUAUAAAGUUAAUUAACAUGAUCCUAAUGAAAUUCUUGAUGAAGAACAUAAAGCUAUAGGAUUUUAUGGUAUUAAAAAUAAUAGUGUUAUUAUUAUAGAUAAGAAAUGA
Molecule: messenger RNA, 1839 nt
Organism: Ichthyophthirius multifiliis
Lineage: Eukaryota; Ciliophora; Oligohymenophorea; Hymenostomatida
Product: tubulin-specific chaperone e, putative
Exons: 2
Molecular function (GO): protein binding
Source: RefSeq, a predicted model, not a curated record